UCACCCAAUGUCUAAAAUGAAGCAACCUUGUAAUCAACAAUUGGCAAAGGAGGUACCUACAAAGGAAAGAACAUUAUAUCAUCCUUUGCUUACUUAUCCAACAAUUAGUAUUAAACAUCAGCUCAAGUUAUUAUACAGCCAACCCGGAUUUAAAGCAUCAUGCAGAAAAUGGGUUAAUAGAAAUAUAAAUGAUAAUUAUCUUGCCGAUAUUUAUAAUGAUAAAGAUUUUUUUACAUCAAAACAUGCCGAUACACAUCUUGAACUUAUGAUUAAUCUGGACUGGUUUAGCUCCUUUCAAAAUUCUAUAUAUUCUACUGGUGCAAUAUAUGCAGUUAUCUGUAAUUUGCCCUGUGAACUCAGAUUCAAGCCUCAAAAUAUAAUUACUCUGGCAUUGCUACCGGGACCCAAAGAA
Molecule: messenger RNA, 412 nt
Organism: Racocetra fulgida
Lineage: Eukaryota; Fungi; Glomeromycota; Glomeromycetes; Diversisporales; Gigasporaceae
Source: the annotation of a GenBank genome assembly